Messenger RNA from Danio aesculapii, 3713 nucleotides. It is a transcript of the gene trpc5a, whose product is annotated as transient receptor potential cation channel, subfamily C, member 5a. Gene Ontology annotation, biological process: regulation of cytosolic calcium ion concentration; manganese ion transport; calcium ion transmembrane transport. Gene Ontology annotation, cellular component: membrane; cation channel complex. The coding region runs from base 26 to 3133 and encodes 1035 amino acids. NCBI's taxonomy places the organism in Eukaryota, Metazoa, Chordata, Actinopteri, Cypriniformes, Danionidae. The transcript is spliced from 11 exons. Gene Ontology annotation, molecular function: store-operated calcium channel activity; protein binding; inositol 1,4,5 trisphosphate binding. The record is from RefSeq and is a predicted model, not a curated record.
UAGCGUCCGUUGCCAAUCAUCCAUCAUGAAUCCCAUGUCACAUCUGUACUACAAAAAGAGCAGCUACUCUCCGUACCGGGACCGAAUCCCUCUGCAGAUCGUCCGGGCGGAGGUAGAGCUCUCUCCAGAGGAGCGUGCGUUCCUUUCGGCUGUGGAAAAGGGCGACUAUGCAGGAGUACAGCAUGCACUGCGUGAGGCUGAGGUCUAUUACAACAUCGACACGAACUGUGUGGAUCCACUAGGCCGCAGUGCACUAUUAAUUGCCAUUGAGAAUGAAAACCUGGAGGUGAUGGAGCUGCUUCUGGAUCAUGGAGUAAACACUGGAGAUGCUCUGCUCUACGCCAUCCGCAAAGAAGUGGUGGGGGCUGUGGAGCUACUGCUGUCCCAUAGGAAACCCAGUGGAGAGAAACAGGUUCCUUCUUUAAUGAUGGACGCCCAGUUCUCGGAGUUCACGCCUGACAUCACUCCCAUCAUGCUGGCAGCUCACACAAACAACUACGAGAUUAUCAAACUCCUGGUCCAACGCAAAGUCACCAUCCCUCGGCCGCACCAGAUCCGCUGCGACUGCGUGGAGUGCGUGUCCAGCUCCGAAGUGGACAGUCUGCGUCACUCCCGGUCCCGUCUCAACAUCUACAAAGCGCUUGCCAGCCCAUCUCUCAUCGCCCUCUCCAGCGAGGAUCCCAUCCUGACCGCCUUCAGACUGGGCUGGGAACUCAAGGAGCUCAGCAAAGUGGAGAAUGAGUUUCGGCAGGAGUACGAGGAGCUUUCUCAGCAGUGUAAGCUCUUCGCUAAAGACCUGCUGGACCAGGCACGGAGCUCCCGCGAGCUGGAGACCAUCCUCAACCACCGCGACGACCAGAGCGAGGAGCUGGACCCACGCGAGUGCCGAGACCUGGCCAAACUCAAGCUGGCCAUCAAAUAUCACCAGAAAGAGUUUGUGGCACAGCCAAACUGCCAGCAGCUCUUGGCCACACUGUGGUAUGACGGUUUUCCUGGCUGGCGGCGCCGUCAUUGGGCAGUCAAGCUGGUCAUGUGCUUCAUUAUCGGCCUGCUCUUCCCAGUCUUCUCGCUGGUUUACCUGCUGGCUCCCAAGAGCACGCUGGGGCUCUUCAUCAAAAAACCCUUCAUCAAGUUUAUCUGCCACACAGCCUCCUACCUCACCUUCCUCUUCCUCCUCCUCCUGGCCUCACAGCACAUCGCACGCACCAACCUACACAUGCAGGGCCCUCCGCCCACCGUGGUGGAGUGGAUGAUUCUACCUUGGGUGCUGGGCUUUAUAUGGGCUGAGAUUAAAGAGAUGUGGGAUGGAGGUUUUAAUGAGUACGUCCAUGACUGGUGGAACCUGAUGGACUUUGCUAUGAAUUCUCUCUAUUUGGCCACCAUUUCUCUAAAGAUCGUGGCUUAUGUCAAGUAUAACAGUUCUCGUCCGCGAGAGGAAUGGGAGAUGUGGCAUCCGACGUUGAUCGCCGAAGCUUUGUUUGCCAUCGCCAACAUCUUCAGCUCCCUUCGGCUCAUCUCUCUGUUCACGGCUAACUCUCACCUGGGCCCGCUGCAGAUCUCUCUAGGCCGCAUGCUGCUGGACAUCCUAAAGUUCCUCUUCAUCUACUGUUUAGUGCUGCUGGCCUUUGCCAACGGACUCAACCAGCUUUACUUUUACUACGAGACCGAGGCGGCAGAUGAGCCCAACCACUGCAAGGGGAUACGCUGCGAGAGGCAGAACAAUGCAUUCUCUACGUUAUUUGAGACACUUCAGUCUCUGUUCUGGUCUGUUUUUGGCCUCUUGAAUCUGUAUGUCACCAAUGUAAAGGCUCGGCACGAGUUCACAGAGUUUGUUGGAGCCACCAUGUUCGGCACCUACAAUGUCAUUUCGCUGGUGGUUCUGCUCAACAUGCUGAUCGCAAUGAUGAACAACUCCUACCAGCUCAUUGCUGAUCAUGCUGACAUCGAGUGGAAAUUUGCUCGGACCAAGCUGUGGAUGAGUUAUUUCGAUGAGGGAGGAACGCUCCCUCCACCGUUCAACAUCAUCCCCAGUCCCAAGUCAUUCUGGUACCUGUGCCGAUGGGUUCACGGGCGGCUCUGCGGGUCGGAGACUGCACCACCUGAAGAAGACACACAUAAACAUGAAAACCUGAAGGAGUUCACGGAAAAGCAUGCGGACAGGCUUAUACAGAAUCAGCAUUAUCAGGAGGUCAUCCGGAGUCUAGUGAAGCGGUACGUGGCUUCGAUGAUCCGCAGUGCCAAGACGAGCGAAGGGCUGACGGAGGAAAAUUUUAAGGAGCUGAAACAGGACAUUUCCAGCUUCCGCUACGAGGUUUUAGACCUUCUUGGCAACCGAAAGCCUCCCCGGCGGAACUAUUCAUCCAGCAGCGAGGCCACACUUCGAGACGAGGUCAGCGACGACGGCGAAGCCUGUCAUCACAGUGACGGAAGCAGCAUCGGAGCCAAGGGCGUCUCUUUCAAAACUAUUACACCUUCGGAUCCAUCGUACGGGGUCUCUGCCCUCUUCCACUCCAUCUCCGGAAUGGAGGCCGCUGCGACGACGAGGGAGGGUAAACCAAAGAUCAACGGACUGAGGAAGAACCCCUCGCCCUCCUCUUCCCUCUCAUCAGUGGCUCCAGCGAGAGCUCCAGCACUUUCACGGACUUGGAGGCGAUUUUCCCGCUUCUCGAGCUCCAAGAAGAACUCCUUCAGACGGCUCGGACUGCUGUUCUCCCGCAUGGGCAGCCACCUCCCGCAGCCCACAGGCGUUACUGCUGCAACCUACACUAUCUCAGAUGGUUUGCUUCACCCGCCUGGGGCUUGGAAUGACUUGGGCUUCACCAGGGGCGACGGUCCUGUCACCAGAAGUGAGACCAACCUUAAUCAGGUGGCCACUUUAAAUGAGGGCGACAGAGUUGGGAUGUCGACCAACGGACAGAGAGCUAACGGGAGAGAUGUUUUACUGACAUUAGGACCUCUGUCGCCACCUUCUUCCCUGCACUGUGCUUCCAGUUUCUCCGCCUCCAGCUCCCGCCUCCUGGACUCAAACGAGGACGUGUUCCAGGGAUUGGUCGGGCCCUGCAGUGGACAAACGCCACACUCCUCCUCCUGCUGGGUUACGGAACAGGACGAUUCGGUGACCACGCAGCUAUAGUAUUGCUAGUCUGUACUGUACAGCACUUUGAUAAUAACAAUAAUCAUCGAUGAUAUCAAUAACUAUUACCUUAACGACAACCGAUCCUUCUGUUUGUUUGGUUUCUUUCAUUUGCUGCUGCAAUAUUUGUCAUUUCUCUCUGAGGUUUAACCAAAUCGAAAGUCAUUUGUGAGACAGAUGGGAUGAGUAAAUGAAACGAUGGACGACGAGAGAUUCAGAAGGGACAGAAAAGUGCCACGAUCAGCAUAGCAGGAGAACACAGGCCAGGCUGCAUCUUUGUCUUCAUUACAUAACAUCUUUCAGACCAGUAGAUUGUUUGUUUUAUUCCAAAACAGGGACUUCAUUUGAUUUGCGUCAAAGAGUACAACUCUCCUCUUAUUAAUGCACAUGUUUCUCUGUGCCAUCUGUCAAAAUAGAUUGAAAAGUUCACUCCAUUGUGGCUUUAUCUGUAGCUGUUUAAAAUGACUCCCUCACUGACCACCAGACUACCCCUGACUGCCCACAUUUUGUUGGAAUACCACAAAUAUGCUAAUUUAGGGCUUUUCUAGAUCAGCAUUUGUAGGAUGGUGUUAUUAUAAAA